Messenger RNA from Nematostella vectensis (starlet sea anemone), 2197 nucleotides. RefSeq names its product carbohydrate sulfotransferase 6. The record is from RefSeq and is a predicted model, not a curated record. Gene Ontology annotation, biological process: N-acetylglucosamine metabolic process; sulfur compound metabolic process. Bases 345 to 1667 code for a protein of 440 amino acids. Lineage: Eukaryota; Metazoa; Cnidaria; Anthozoa; Actiniaria; Edwardsiidae. Gene Ontology annotation, molecular function: N-acetylglucosamine 6-O-sulfotransferase activity. The transcript is spliced from 2 exons.
GAUGUCAUCCAAAAACCUCGAGAACACUCCUCUAUUGGCUUGUGACGGCGAAACACUGCAGGCGGUAUGGCUGUCAAAAACAUAAUAGAUGUCCAAACAGGAACCACAGAGAAAUAUCGUGACACAACGCAAGGCAUUUAACGGAUUGUGGAGUAGUGGUACAAUCUGAAUAAACCAGUCGGACAGCAAACAAACAGUAUACUCGCCUCUUCUGUAGUCGUCGCGUUGCUAUGGUGCGGUAAGCGCGAGAGACUGGACACUAAAAGAAAUUCACAUGAAGCCUCAAUCGUAAAAACACCGAAGAAAAUGUCUAAGGUGUGGGCCGUUUGAUUAUUCGUUAUCAUAUGGCAGCAGCAGAUAACCAAGGAUCUUUGCUGCGCAUGGGCAAUAAGGCAACCCCACUGCGCACACAGACACUGUUAUGGCUAACAAUUUGUAUGGCUGCUGCAUCUCUUUUGCUCUAUGGUUUUUUGACCAAGACAGGUCACAUGACACAGGCAAGCAGGGACACGUGGACAUGUGACCAGCGUUAUCGUCAUGAACUUCAAGAACUAAAAUCUGUUGCAUUUAGGCUCCAGCGCGAGUUACAGAGAUUACUGAGUAACAAUUCGAACAGUCCCAGGCGAGGGGAAUUCCGGACUAAUAUAAUGCUACUAGCGUAUAAGCGAUCAGGAUCUUCCUUCGUUGGCCAGUUAUUAAACCAACACCCAGAUGUCAUGUACCUCUACGAGCCAUUGUACUUCGUGAAGAGCCUGUCGGAGAGGCACCCAAGUGCGUUCAGGCUUCUAUCGCAUACACUGCUUAGCAUCAUCUACACGUGUAACUUUCAGAGACACCCAUACUUUGUUAGCCAGCUGUCUGAUUCGCCCUUUCGUUUAUACACACGGCCACUGUCCGACCCUCCAAUGUGUCCGGCUAGGAUCAGUCCGGACAAGAUUCAAGACCACUGUCAACGGCUCUAUGCUAGAACAUUGAGAGACAUCUGCCAAUCAUUUCGUUAUAUCGUUGUAAAAAGUAUACGUGUAGAGUCGUUAGAGAGUCUGGUUGAGUUCAAAGAGUUUAGUAUCGAGUCACCGUGGACCGUAUUUAAAGUCGUCCACCUCGUGCGGGAUCCCCGUGCUAUAAUCAGCUCGCGCCUCCGAACAGAAACAUCCACAUGGACAGCAGAUAACGUAAAAAAGCAUGCGCGAGCACUUUGUACCCGAAUGUUAAGAAAUCUGCAGAAAGGUACCGCAAAACAUUGGACAGGGAACUAUCACGUGAUUCGCUACGAGGACGUGGCGGAGGAUCCCGAGAAGGCAGCGAAGGAACUCUACGAGUAUCUAAGGCUGAGUAAGACGACACGAAUUCGCGAUUGGGUCACGGCCAACGCCCAUGGUAAACACAAUGAAAACGCGUUCUCGACGACUAAGAACGCGACUAUAGCGAUUAAUACUUGGCGUUUGACAAACGAUUUAGAGACUAUUCGUGUGAUCGAGGCCGAAUGUUCCCGUGUUAUGAUGCUAUUGGGAUACAGACGGGCGGGGACUGGCGCCGAGAUGAGGGACCUGUCUCGCCGGAUGUACGAUAAAAACGAGGGACCGAGCGUGUUUGUGACAGACAUCGUACACGAAGCGAUAACACAGGAAGACGUUACCAUAGAGCACGACAUUCAUGUGACAACAUGAUUGGCCAUCCCACAACAUCCCAUGCUUCACUUUGUACAGAGCUAUACGCCAAGUCAGUCACGCGACACAGGGCAAUAAGCCAUGUUAGCCACGUGACAACAUAACAGGUCGGUCACGUGACACACCAUCCCAUGCAAGUCACGUUGUACAGAGCUAUACGCCAAGUCAGUCACGCGACACAGGGCAAUAAAACAUGUCAGCCACGUUACAACAUAACAGGUCACGUGGCACAAAGCCCUGCCAUUCACGUGACAUAGCAUUGCAGCAUGUAAGUCACAUGUCACAACAUAGCAGCGCGGGAGAGGAACGCAUGAGUGGUUGAUGUUAUUUACUUUAUUUAAUUUCGCAAAUGGUUUUUCUUCAUAAUUUUACCUUUAUUAUAGAAAAAUAUUUUUGUGUAACGUCUUCUCUGUAUUAUGUUUAGGCUUUUUCAUUAUACUUUUUAAGAAAUAUCUAACUAAUCCCGAAUAGUAACGCUUAUAAAUAAAUCUUUAUGGUGAUUGAAUUAACAAAAAGAACCGUUAAUGUCA